CAAGUUUCUUUUGAAGAAGGAUAUUUUAUAAAAUGUGGGUCGUGCUCGUGCUGGCUGCGCUCGCGGUGGGAGCUUCAGCGACAAACUGCUCAUGUGCGACCAUGGAUUGGGCCACCUGUAACGAAAACCCAUGUUCUUGUUUCCUCUUGGUGGGUGAUAACGAUAAUCAAAUGCUUAACUGCACAACCUUAAUCCCAAAGUGCAUUAUGAGGAAGGCUGAGAUAUACCGAGCCAGAACAAGUGUAGACUUUCACGCCUUGGACAAUGCUGGCCUCUUCAACCCUGAAUGUGAGAACGAUGGAAAGUUUAAGGCCAAGCAGUGCAAAAACACAGAGGAGUGCUGGUGUGUCAACAGCGCUGGCAGUCGCCAAACUGUGGUGGAAGACGAGAAUCUGAAGUGUGAGGAGCUGGUGGAGACCCUGUGA
Molecule: messenger RNA, 425 nt
Organism: Cheilinus undulatus (humphead wrasse)
Lineage: Eukaryota; Metazoa; Chordata; Actinopteri; Labriformes; Labridae
Product: tumor-associated calcium signal transducer 2-like
Exons: 3
Coding region: 33-425 (130 amino acids)
Source: RefSeq, a predicted model, not a curated record